AUGAACUUAGGCAUCUACGAACUCAACAAGUCAACCUAUACCAAUUCUUCCUCCACCUCCUGCUCCCCUCAGCCUCGGACCGUCUCGCGCGCGACGGCAGCUGGCAGCACGCAAGCUGCUGAAAAUGGCGGCAAUGAAGACGAGCCUCAAAACCAAACUAACCAGCAUGAGAAUGGCGAUGUUCAGUGGCCAUCCAACCCUUUUGUGAUUGCGGGCUUGGACGAUGACGGUGAUGGUACGGACUCGCCUUCCCGAGCCGCUUUUCCCUCCAGCGACUUUCCACAUACGCGCAAGGAUGAGCCUUUCUCAUCGCCUACUUUUCCCGAAUCUGGCUUCAGCCCACCGGAUUCGAUGUCCACUAAUUCCUCCGAUGAUGACGGGGAAGGCAGGGUAGAUAUGAGGCGCAAGGAACGUGUUCCCCUGGAAGUUGAUGACGAUGAGGAUGACAUGGGCGAGAUGGUCGGUCCCUCACUUGGUUCUGAAAUGCUCGACUCAGAUGAAGAGGACGAAGCUAUCAUGAACGAAUCUCUAGGAUACCCAGAUCUCGGGCCUGGCCGCUACAGGAGCUUCCGAAGAUCACAGUUCGGUCCGUCUCCUUUCGGGGACGACGAUGACAAUGACAGCAGUGACGGAGAAGAUGAUGGACUGGUCGAAAUCUUAGUUCCUGGGAGAAAGUCUUCCACGACUUGA
Aspergillus fischeri NRRL 181 is the source of this 690-nucleotide messenger RNA. RefSeq lists its product as uncharacterized. NCBI's taxonomy places the organism in Eukaryota, Fungi, Ascomycota, Eurotiomycetes, Eurotiales, Aspergillaceae. The coding region runs from base 1 to 690 and encodes 229 amino acids. The transcript has 2 exons. The record is from RefSeq and is a predicted model, not a curated record.